Exophiala xenobiotica is the source of this 1845-nucleotide messenger RNA. RefSeq lists its product as uncharacterized. The transcript has 2 exons. The coding region runs from base 500 to 1393 and encodes 297 amino acids. The record is from RefSeq and is a predicted model, not a curated record. Lineage: Eukaryota; Fungi; Ascomycota; Eurotiomycetes; Chaetothyriales; Herpotrichiellaceae.
CUUCCUUUCACAUCCGGGCUUGGACAAACAAACGCUCCCAGGUCUACCGAAUAGACUGGGACAACCAGACAACAUCGCAGACAUUUGGAGCGACCGCCUUCCGCAGAUCCAUGUUGCCUCUGCCAAAGGUAGGAAAAGGCUGCAAGUAUAUUAUGCAUUAUGCCGGCGGAUGACAUUUGCAGAAAAGGCCAAGCGAUGCCGAGAGGAAGCCAAGAUACCAAGCGGCGCUGUUGCGCGAAUGUGGAGGGAUUCCAUGCCAGAGACAAGAAGUCAAGACUCUGUCGUGGUCCUGGUGCUCGCUGUGGUCUUUUCUCUCUUAUAAUCAUGUUGCUAUAUCAUUGUUUGCUCCCCAUGUCACCUCGACUUCGUCCUACCACAGCUUCUCCGGCUGGUGUUGUCGCUGCCACCUCAGAUUACAGUCCCCUGCCGCCCCGGUUAUGAGCACAAGCUACACCUCGCUCGUCGACCACAACUCCUUGGGUUGUCUUUCACGGCCUUGAUGGCCUCGUCAAACCCUGUCUCGCCGCCUAUGAGCCAUUCUGCGGCAUACUACGACAAUCGCAGCAGUGUUCGGCCCCUCAGUCACAACCACCACUACUCGCCCACCCUACUGCACCCUCAAGCCGCCCAUCUCAAUCCAAACCCUCGAAGCCCGACUACCCCUCAGAGAACCGAGCCCAGGCGGGUCGGAGGUUCGGUGUCCAGUGACGAGUCCGGCUCCUCAACUGCCUCAGAGACCGAACGAUACCUACAUAACAAACAGUACCAAUACAGUCCGCAGGUAGAACGAGGUACAUGGAAAGAGCCCGUCAGACACUCAUACCAGCCUUCACAAAUCGGAGCAAACCUGGAUAGAGGCAGUCAUACUCGGUCGGAGUUGGUAGAGGACAACUCGACCGUGUUCCGGUAUAUCCAGCCCGAAGCCAGUGAGGAGGCAAAGGAGAACGACCACGCUUUCUGGAUCCUGAUCUGGCUAUCUUUCCUCGACCCUUUGCACUGCAUCUUCAGCGCCCUAUAUUCCAUCUUCGCCCUUUUCACCAUCAUCUUACUGCUCCCGCUCCGACUGUGCCGGCGCGAAUGCUCACCAACCAUCACCCUAGUCCGGAUGGUCGGCCCUCUGUUCCGCAACCACCUACAGAUGAUCUUUGCCAAAUCGCUGGAUCACGCUCAUACAUUCGAAUUCAGCCCCGCGUGUUUGGUCCUGAUCCACCUCGUGUCUCCGAUCAUCAGCCUCGGAAACGCAAUAGCCGCCUGGAUCGUCGCUGUUUUCUGGCUAUUUGCGAUCAUCAUGGGCAAUCCCGAUGGGACGGAGAAACGGGAUGAUGGCCGGGCUACCGUCCUCAUGUUACGGGACUGGUGGGAGAAAUGUUUACUUUCUGCGGUGCGGAAGUGAAAUAAUGUGUUUGAUCUAUGUCUGCUUACGAAGGAAUGAUCACAAUUUUUCGGGCCUUUUUGUCUCCGGUCUUGAAGCGCUUUUUUGCGUCCAACUUUAUGCUGUAUGUGUUUGGUUGCUAUUUUCCCAAACUCCUGGGAUGACGACUAUUGUAUUCUCACGAUGCGCGCGCGCUUUCUACACCGUGGAGAUAGGCUGAAGAGAGCCGUGGGCACAGGCAAGUGCCUGAAAAACAAAGCGCCUAUUCAGCUUUGGAACUGUGGAUGACAGAUCCCGAGGCCUGCGUGUAUUCGAUCAUCUCGAGAUCAGCGGGAUCAGCAGCGGCGGUUAUAACCGAUGCAAGUACUGGCCACACUGGCUUCAACCACCUCGCAUAGGAAGAGGUACUUAAUACAGCGCAUCGAAAGUCCGGUUCUUGCCGCCUUAUGUCUUGUAGACACACAAAAAUCCAG